This is a messenger RNA of Paramecium tetraurelia, 2202 nucleotides long. RefSeq lists its product as uncharacterized. Lineage: Eukaryota; Ciliophora; Oligohymenophorea; Peniculida; Parameciidae. The record is from RefSeq and is a predicted model, not a curated record. Gene Ontology annotation, biological process: endosome to lysosome transport; regulation of autophagosome maturation; endosomal transport. The transcript is spliced from 7 exons. Gene Ontology annotation, cellular component: late endosome; endolysosome membrane.
AUGAAAAAAUUUCUUAAUUAUCUUAAAGCAUCCAAUGCCGAAUAAUAAGAGCCUAUCACACAGAAUCAGUCAGAUCAAGAACAUUUUCUAGUUUUGGUUGGUGAUAUAAUUAAAUACCAAAAUGAACCAACCAAUCCAACCAAAAUCAUUUCUGUCAUUAGGCAAAUCAUUCUCUAUGCUAUCAAAGGAGACAAUGAAUUGCAUAAGUAAUUAUUUGAGCAAUUUAUGGAAAUCGAUGUUCUCAAUAGAUUAUAUGACAUCUUAUAACGAAGAUUAUGUCAUCAUUCAUUGAUUUAAGAAAUUUUUGAAUAGGUAAGUUCAUUAUUGAUCAAUGUGAAAGAGAUCACUAAUAAGAAUUACAUCUUAUCCCAUUCUAGCAUUUCAAAUAUGGUUUUAUGGAAACAAUCGUUUGAAUAAUAUUAACCGAAUAUCGAGAUUGUAGAAACAUAUAUCAGCUUUUUGAAUUUAUUGGCAGUGAAACUAGAUGACAUUACAACAAUGUUUUUUAUUAAUCUCAAAUAUCCAUAGUUUCCACUUUUAUGGAAUGCUAUCCGAUUCUAUAAUCAUCCUGAAUUGAUGGUGAGAAAUAAAAGUAGAUCAAUUGUUCUGCAUAUUCUUAAUAUCAAAAAUCAAAAUAUCAUAGCUUAUACCAAAAGCUUUCCAUUUCUACAAUAUUAUUUCAACUUGGGAAAUUAAGUUUUGCUUACUAUCAAAUAGAUCAAUGUGGUUGUUGAAAAAAUCAAGUGGCGAUUUGAAGGUUAGUAGUAAGACCAAUUAGCAAUGCUAUCUGAAGAGUUAAAAGAAUAAUUAUAAUAUAUUCAUGAUCUCUUUAUAAAUAAUGAAUAUUUGGAAUAAUUAAUUUUAGAUUAUGCAAUUCAGAGACCUGUAAUCCAAUUAAGUCAAGUUAUCAAGUAUGGCUAUCAACACUUUCAUAUUGCUGUUGCUCUUCAAGCCUUCCUUUUACUACUGUUAUAUUUUAGGACGAAUGCUAAAAUUAUCCAAUACAUAUAUUAAGUUUUCCUCUCCCAAGACAAAUCAAAAAUCACAAUUAAUGAAGAAUUUUGGGGAUAUUCUAAUGCUUACGAUAAUGACCCAGAUUUUAUGAAAAAGCUAUGUCUUCAAAUCUAUUAAACUUCAAAGCCUAUUGAUUUAUUAGAUCUAAAACACGAGAAUUUAGAAAUUAAAAUGAGUCUAUAAUAAUUGAAGCAAGUGGAUUGCAUAAAUUAAUAAUAAAGAAUAGAAAGUGAGAUUAAAAUAUAGGAAAGCUAAAUCUUAAAUAGUGUUUAUUAACAUAGUUCAAAUAAGGAAGUGUUAAUUUAUGUUCUCCUUUUUAUGAAGGAAUUAGGCAAUCAACAUAAUAUAUAAACUUACUAUUAAUAUAUUCUUAAACUUGCAUCAGAGCAAGAUUAGCAAUUAGUUGUUGUUAUUUUAUCACUAGACAUCAUAUACGCAUUUAAAUAAUAAUUUGAUUCUCAAAAUUAUAUUAAACAAUUAUAUCACUAGAUAUUGACAGAGCUUAUUUUAAAUAUCAAAACAUCCUAGUUUUUUCUAGAUUAAUUAAUAGAUAUUUUUAAGAAAAAACCACUAUCAAUCAAAAGAGAAUUCAUUAUUGAUUAAUAAAUCAAUGUUCAUCAUGAAAAAUAUGCCAUACUUUUUGACCCAUAUAGUUCUUUGGCUAAAAUUUAGAAACUCGAAUAUUGCAUCCUACUAUCUUAGCAUUAGAUUUUUGAGGAUCUUCCAAAGAUUAAUGAAUAAUAUCCUGAACUGACAAAACUUCAAGUACCUAUAUAUUAGAUUGGGGAUAAGCCUGAUUGUGCAAAGAUGGCUUGUGAAUACAGUGAAACAGGACAUUUCCAUAGCACGGAAACAUAUUAUAUCCUAAAUGUUGAUAAUUUCUUACAUGUUGUGUAAUUAGAUUAAUAGGGAGUCAUCGUUGAUGUGAUAUGUUCUAAAUUAUGGCAAUUAUUGUAGGUUUAUGGAAUCGAAAGAGUUUAAGUUCUCCAAUUUACUUACUUCGAUUUCUCUAAAGUAUUAGAUUCGCUAUAAUAAUAGUUUUAUUUGAGAUUUUAAAAUUUCGAUGAUGUCAAAUACAUAGAUUCCUUAUCUUCAUAGUAGUAGCAAUAAUUUGGAGAUUGGUUCAAAGAGUUACUUAUUUAGAAAUUUGAGAAAUUACAAUAGGAGAAUCACCUUAUUUUUAAAUGA